Molecule: messenger RNA, 699 nt
Organism: Yamadazyma jaroonii
Lineage: Eukaryota; Fungi; Ascomycota; Pichiomycetes; Serinales; Debaryomycetaceae
Source: the annotation of a GenBank genome assembly
AUGUCAGAAAAGAUUAAAUUACCAAGCAUUACUGAAUUAACCAGUUUUAAUAAUUUAAAAUUACCAAAUGUUCAACAUUUGAAAGUACCAAAUACUUCCCCAUCUUCAUAUUCAUUACAAUCAAAGACUGGAUCAGGAAAUAAUGGAUCAGGAUCUAACAUUCCAAUUAAUGAUAUAAAUAAGACCCCAAUAAUUAAUGAAAGAUCAACUAAUGUUACCAAUAAUAGUAAUGGUUCAUUAAAUAAUUCACCAAUUUAUACUCCCGCUAAUUACAAUUAUAAUUCAAAUAAAUCAAGUCCAAAUUUACCUCCAAGCCCUCAUUCCCCACAAUAUAGUUACUAUUAUUAUCCAAAUCAAAAUUACUUACCAUAUAAUUAUAACUAUAAUUAUACUCAACCUAAUUAUAACUACAAUUCAACUAAUCAACCAAAUGGCUACUAUUAUUAUCCACAAAACAAUUAUUUAGUACCGGAAAUUAUAAAUAAACCAACUAAUAAAUGUCAUAGAUGUGGUACUACCGAAACUCCAGAAUGGAGAAGAGGUCCAAAUGGUGUAAGGACUUUAUGUAAUGCUUGUGGAUUAUUCCAUGCUAAAUUAGUUAAACGUAAAGGUGCUGCUAUUGCUGCUCAAGAAGUUUUAAAUCAUAAAGUUUGUAAAGGUAAAAAUGGUAGAAGAAUUGUUAUAAAGAAUCAGGCUUAA